CAGAGUGAGGAGAGCAGGAGGCAGCAGAGGUGAGUUCACACUGUUCACUCGUUUUAUCUUGUUGUGUGAUGUCGGGUAUUGAACAUUACAAUGCCACUAACAAUGGUAGAGAACAACAUUUGUUCAUUAAUAAAACUUAAUAUUCAAUAUUCUGUUUUUGUUCAAUCUGCUCCAGAGGGGUGUUUUGAAUUAAUCAGUAGAUAUAAUUUGUUGUCAGCUGUUUUCACUGUAUCUGUAAAAUAUACGGAGCCUGAAGUGUGCCAGUUAAAUAAUUACAGACAUUUAAAUGCGAUAAAUCAUUACAAAAUUAACAUUUUUUUUAAAUAUAGUGAAAAAAUAAAUUGAACACAAUUGUGAAUAUAACUCAAAGUGAUGAAAAUGACAAAAAAUGUGCAGAUUAAUACAUAAUGUUAAUAUGGAUAAUAGGAACAGUCAGAGCCACACAAAUAACAGAAGAGCCAUUACAUGUUAUCUAAAGUAAUGUUUAAAUUGUUAUUUGUAUAUUCUGUGGUUCUGUCGCUCUGAGGCAUCUAUCGCUCAUCUUUCUCUCCCUGAGGUCUCAUCCGAUUUGACUUCCUAUAAAAAGUUUUUAUUCAUGUCUGAGGAAUCGAGGGUCUGAGGACAAAGGCUGUCAUCCGCUUCAAAAACAAACGUUAAGCCCUCUGAGGAAAACUGUAAUGUGUGAUUUCAGGCAAUAUUAAAUAAUAGAAAUAAAAAAACCUAUUUCCAUAUUUUAUGUUUAAAGCAAAUUAAUAAUUGAUGAUUCCAUUUAUCUGCCUACUAUAUUCAGUCUCUCAGGGUUUCGUCUCCUGCUUUAGUGUUCACAGUUUCCUGUCCGAACAGCUUUAAUCAAACAACGUUCCACCUGAGAAUUAACAUAAGUCCCGCCCACAGUGCAGCAGCAGGAGCUCUGAUUGGCCAGCUGCUGUGUGUCGGCAGGACUGUGACUGAUGAGGCGGCACGCUGCUCACAUGUCUUCAGUUAAGCACUUUCAUGUGAAAUGUGUUCAAAUACGUCAUGAAAACACUCUUAGAAACUCUCUUCAGCUCCCUGAGUGCUGACAUGAAGUAUUUACAGCAGGGUUACACUAUACUGUACAGCUGUUUCUGUUAUUUUGUCCACGCCCGGUGCACUGAACCACUGUUGUGUCUGCUUUGAUUAUGAUUUGCAUGUUGACCUUUAUGUUCCUGUGUGUUAUUAGACUGCAGCACAGAGCUUGAGUGAGAGCAGCUCUACAGUUAGUUCAGCCUGAGCAGACAAGCAAAGAUGCAGUGGAGCCUGUUUCUGCUCCUUCUGAUGGGUCAGUGUUCCCUCUUCACAUGUCAACUCUAUAAAUACCACUUCAUUAAUAAGAACAAGAGCUGGUAUGAAGCCCAGGAGUACUGUAGACAGAAGUAUACAGACCUGGCCUCAGUGUAUAGACAGACAGACAUCAACACACUGCAAACUGCCAACAAACAAGACAAAGAAGCCUGGAUUGGACUGUACAAUGAAACUGUAACAAACAAAACUGACUGGGAGUGGCGCUGGUCUCAGGCAGAGGUGAAGUACACUGAAAAUCAGACAAACUGGAAAAAUGGAGAACCCAAUAAUGCACCAGGUAGUGAGUACUGUGUGGUCAUGAGCACUGACAUGAACAAAUGGGUGGAUAUCUCUUGUACGUCGCCACACCAUCGAUUUAUCUGCUAUGAUGCAAAUACUACAUCUGACCAAUUCUAUGUGAUUGAAGAAGAGGAGACCUGGCUACAGGCCCGAAAGUACUGCAGAGAGAAUCACACAGACCUGGUCAGUGGAAAAACACAGCUGGAAGACCAAGAACUAACCGGGAAGCUUCAGGACAAGACAAGAGAUUAUUGGAUCGGCCUGUUCAGAGUCACCUGGAGGUGGUCUGAUGGGAGAAGUUCCUUUGUCAGACCCUGGAACCAAAUCUAUUCUGACAGUCAGCCAGACAACAAAUGUGCUAAGCUGGAUAAAGAAGGCAGAUGGAGGACUGACAACUGUAACUCAACAAAACCUUUCUUCUGCUACAACGACAAAGUGAUCCUGGUCAAAGAGAACAAGACCUGGGAGGAGGCCAUCAAUCACUGCAGAGAGAAGUACAACGACCUGAUCUCCAUCACUGACGCUGAGCAGCAGAGCUGGGUCCAAGAGAUAGCCAAGAACGCCUCCAGUUCCCACGUCUGGCUGGGACUGCGCUUCACCUGCAUUCUGGAAGCCUGGUUCUGGGUCACCAACGAGAGGGUCGACUACAAGAACUGGGCCUCAAGCGUAAAGAUGGACGACUGCGACAUGUCUGGAGCCAUGGAGACAGGAGGAGAACACAAGUGGUACAAAGAGGACGAUAUGAGGGAGUUUAAUUUCCUCUGCUCUAAGUUUUGAAGCCUCCCUGUUUUCUGAUGGUGUAUUUCUCCUAAACAAGCUGACGUUGUGUGUGUUCUCUGGGUUUAUUCAGCGUGAGACAAAGUUAGAAUCUAAUGCUUGAAAAUCUGAAGUUAUGAUAUAAAAAUGCUUUGAUGUUUCUAAAAUGUGAGUGACUCUCUUGACUGCUGGAUGCCAAACAUGACAGCUGACAACAAACAGUGACUGUUUGUUUUUCCAUGAUGAUUAUUUUUCUCUCCAAGUGUGGAUAUUUUAGCAUCAUUAUAUCAUUUUUAUCAUUAGUAAAAUAUAUCAAAGUUGUGUUUUUACUUCCAUCUGUGUGGUAUAAUCAUGGUUGAAUAUGUUAUUUUUAAUUGCUGAUAGUUUAGUUAAGAUGUGGUAGAUGAUGGUUAUGAUAUGUAAAAUCAUAUUUCUGUCACAAUCUCAUUUUCAUGUAAACAUUUAAUUUGAUUCAGUUAUUCUAAAUAAAGUGUUAAACCGUGGAGAGCUCCUCUUUUCCACACUGAAACUGUUGUUUUGUCCAUGUGAGCCGCUGCUGCAGAGAGCUGGCUUCACUUCCUGACAGGUAUGU
This is a messenger RNA of Acanthopagrus latus (yellowfin seabream), 2950 nucleotides long. Its product is annotated as macrophage mannose receptor 1-like. Bases 1267 to 2379 code for a protein of 370 amino acids. The transcript is spliced from 5 exons. The record is from RefSeq and is a predicted model, not a curated record. Lineage: Eukaryota; Metazoa; Chordata; Actinopteri; Spariformes; Sparidae.